Actinia tenebrosa (Australian red waratah sea anemone) is the source of this 1655-nucleotide messenger RNA. RefSeq lists its product as uncharacterized. The record is from RefSeq and is a predicted model, not a curated record. Lineage: Eukaryota; Metazoa; Cnidaria; Anthozoa; Actiniaria; Actiniidae.
AUGAAUAAGAAGGAAAUUGUGCUUCUUCUCACUAAGGAAAAAAACAAUGUUGCGCGACAAGUUGGACGUUUUUGUGUCUCGUAUUUACGGAGCCCGUUAAGUACGUAUUUCAGCGCCUUUAACACGUUGUUUAUCUCUUUCCAUUCUAACUGUAUCGCUGCUACCCAAUCUCGGCCAAACAGUGCUGCUGUGUCUCUCUUGACUAGAUAUAACAAGAAGUUAAAGAGUCUACAGUUCUCUCAAAAUGACAUCGAUGAAGUGAAGUCGAAGGUGAGAAAGCUAGAAGAAGAUCUUCUUGAAGCAGAAGACAAGAUAGACUAUCUGGAAAACCAAAGCAGGAGAAAUAACGUUCGAAUAAGCGGAAUCAAGGAAGACAACAACGAAAGCUGGUCCACCACCGAAGACAAAGUAAAAACUAUUCUAAAGGAAAAGAUGGGCAUGUUUCCCGAGAACGUGGAGAUUGAGAGAGCACAUCGAACGGGCAAACCUCGUAUAGACAAGCCAAGACAGAUCGUUGUGAAAUUCCUCCGUUAUAAGGAUCGAGAAUCUGUCUUAGAUAAACGUAAAUCAUUGAAAGGCACUGGAAUUUUUGUUAAUGAAGACCUGUCAUCCAGAGUUCUAAAGAGAAGACAAGAACAACAAGGUCGCCUAGAAGAAGCACGUAAAGAGGGCAAAAUUGCGUACUUUAGAAUGGAUCAUUUAGUCAUCAAGAAUCGCGCGUUUCAGACUCCAAGCCGACUUCAUCCUUUUAGAACUUUGGGAGCAAGCGCCGGUAUCAGAUCAGAUGGCUUAGUGAAUGCGAGUCUUGGAUGUACUCAAGUCACGAGGGAAACUGACCAAUGAAAAACAUGAUAAAUCAAAUCCUGGAAAAUUGGACUUCAGUCAAGCUAAGUAGACUAUAAUAGUUCUCUUUAAUCAACAAUUAGAACUAGCUUAUCUACUUUCGCAUAUGUAUUUUAACUUUACUUGCUAGAAAAAAUGUCUGCUACAAAAUCUAAAUGCAAAUUGUGCCUUUCAUGUAGUAAACGGAUCUAUUCAAAUUGUAAGGAAAUUAUACAAUACUCGCAUUGCAACAAUGUUUCACACCUGAAGUGCGUGCGAAAUACUAAUGAACAGGAUUCUAUCGACUUCCUGUGUCCCAAGUGCAUUGCUGAAGCUUUACCUUUCAUAUCCUUAACUCAUGAUGAAUUUCAAUUGGCACUUUUUGAAUUACAACAUGGAUCUAGUCGUUUCUAUGAUCUAGAUCACUUAAACGCUUUGUCUUUCCACCCCUUUAGAGAUGAUAGUUGUAACAAAUCAAAAGCUAACUUUAUUGAUAAUUUUUGUGAUCUAGAUGAGCGUGUUUUUAAUAGAAUAGACAAAAUGACCGAAAAAUGUAGAUAUUACGUAGAAGAAAGUUUCAGUGAUAUUACUAAAAAUAACAUAGAGUUUUCAUUUAUCCAUUUUAAUAUUAGAAGUUUACGCAAAUACUUCCUGGAUCUUGAAUGUUAUCUUGAUUCUCUCAGCUUACGCUUUGAUGUCAUUGCGCUAAGCGAGACCUGGCUGAAAGACAGUGAUGACAGUAGUCUUUUUGUACUUCCGAAUUAUCAUUCUCCCGUAUUCUUAAACAGGCCGAAUGAAGACGGAGGUGGUGGCGUAGCUUUGCACAUAAGUAC